Molecule: messenger RNA, 2054 nt
Organism: Linum tenue
Lineage: Eukaryota; Viridiplantae; Streptophyta; Magnoliopsida; Malpighiales; Linaceae
Source: the annotation of a GenBank genome assembly
GAAAAGAAAAAAGAAAAAACGGAGUCGAGUGCCGACUACUUCUGAUUUCCGAGCCCAAACUUAGAAAGAUAAAGAGGCAGAAGAAGCAAAGCAGCUGAUCUCUGGUUCGACACAAGAGAGAGAGAGAGAGAUAGAUCCGGUUUUUGGCACAGUGAAGUUUCGGAGAGAGAGAGAUAGCUGAGGCAGCCGCCGUCACCUCAGAUCAACCAAACAUAUUUACCUCCGUCUAAUCGAUCCCUGAUUUGAGCUUCCCUUUUCAGUACUCUGGCUAUGGGUUCCAAAUCAGUUGUGGAUAUGAUUGAGGCAUCCUCAGGUGCACAUUUUUCUGGGUUUCACAUGGAUGGCUCAUUGGGUGCUAGAAGUAAUGGGCAGCCAACAACCUCUGCAAGUGAUGGGAUCUACAAUCAACCUUUUGUUAUUGGAGUUGCUGGAGGAGCAGCUUCUGGGAAAACAACGGUGUGCGACAUGAUCAUCCAACAGCUGCAUGAUCAGCGUGUAGUACUUGUUAAUCAGGACUCCUUUUAUUUCAAUCUCACAGAAGAAGAACUUAAACGGGUCCAUGAAUACAACUUUGAUCAUCCUGAUGCAUUUGACAACGAUCAACUGCUAUCUGCCAUGGAGAAACUGAGGCAGGGAAAGGCUGUAGAUAUUCCCAAGUAUGACUUCAAGAGUUACAAAAGUGAUGUUUUCCCCGCAAGAAGGGUUAAUCCGUCGGAUGUUAUAAUUUUGGAAGGCAUUCUCAUUUUUCAUGAUCCUCGUAUUAGAGAGCUGAUGAACAUGAAGAUAUUUGUCGAUACAGAUGCUGAUGUACGGUUGGCCAGGAGAAUAAGGCGUGAUACUGGUGAGAAAGGUAGAGAUAUUGCCACAGUUCUUGAUCAGUAUUCCAAAUUUGUGAAGCCUGCUUUUGAUGACUUCAUACUUCCAACAAAAAAGUACGCAGACAUCAUCAUUCCUCGUGGUGGUGAUAAUCAUGUGGCAAUUGAUUUAAUUGUGCAGCAUAUUCGUACAAAACUUGGCCAACAUGAUCUCUGUAAAAUUUACCCCAAUUUAUACGUCAUUCAAUCAACUUUUCAGAUACGUGGCAUGCAUACCCUUAUACGUGACUCUCAAACAACCAAACAUGAUUUUGUUUUCUAUGCUGACAGGCUUAUUCGUUUGGUAGUUGAGCAUGGUCUGGGACACCUACCUUUUACAGAGAAGCAGGUGAUCACUCCCACCGGUUCUGUAUAUACUGGUGUGGACUUCUGCAAGAGAUUGUGCGGUGUGUCAGUUGUCAGGAGUGGUGAGAGUAUGGAAAAUGCUUUGCGAGCUUGUUGUAAAGGCAUCAAGAUAGGGAAGAUUCUCAUCCAUAGAGAAGGUGACAACGGUCAGAAUCAGCUGAUCUACGAAAAGUUACCUAAAGACAUUGCAGAUAGGCACGUCUUGCUACUCGAUCCCAUUCUAGGAACAGGCAACUCUGCAGUUCAAGCCAUUUCCUUGCUCAUCAGGAAGGGCGUGCCCGAGGCCAACAUUAUAUUCCUUAAUCUCAUAUCUGCACCCCAGGGAGUUCAUGUUGUCUGCAAAAAGUUCCCCAGGAUAAAGAUCGUGACAUCCGAGAUUGAGACGGGUUUGAACGAGGAUUUCCGUGUCAUACCAGGAAUGGGGGAGUUCGGAGACAGAUAUUUUGGAACAGAUGACGAUGACGAGCCGCCGGUGGCUGCAACAGCAGCCGCCAAGAACGGCAGCUGAUUGCCACUGGCCACAGUAUGGGUACGAGUGUGCCUCGGUCCGUCUUGUCAUAUGUGGCAAAGUUCUUUUGAGUGCUUAAUUUUGUCAACAAAAUUUUGAGUCCAUAAAAUGACUUCCCAUCAAUUCCGUAAUAAUAUCUGAUCUCUUGCAACUGUCUGAACCUGAAAUGAGUCUGUGAAGUUCCAUUCAGCCCUUUCUGCAGUUCUUACUGUGUUCCCCAUGAAAACAACGAGAUGUUUUGUGAGCUUCCCCAUUUUCCGAUUGGUUGAGGGAUUUUGCGCAUUAUGAUAAAAGUGAGUUAAAUGAAGGAUAAUAAUGAAACUGUC